This is a messenger RNA of Colletotrichum destructivum, 393 nucleotides long. RefSeq lists its product as uncharacterized. NCBI's taxonomy places the organism in Eukaryota, Fungi, Ascomycota, Sordariomycetes, Glomerellales, Glomerellaceae. Bases 1 to 393 code for a protein of 130 amino acids. The record is from RefSeq and is a predicted model, not a curated record. The transcript has a single exon.
AUGGAGGACACCUCCAUCUCCGCCGCCAUGCCACGCCGUCGGUUCUUGGUAGACUGUAGUCCGCAUCUCUCGUGCCAGCUUCGCCCCUCCAUCCCAAGGGCAUCACGGCAGAUUCGCAAACCAAGCCCAAAACGUACAAACUCGCCUAGCCUCCAUCGUGGUUCCUACACUCACGGGAGGACUCCUUUUGACCUCUCGUCAGUCUAUAUGCGCGUCCGGCGUCCCUCGAUGAGCGGACAGGAUGACGAACAGGGUGGCCAGAAGGAUAGGGCUGCAUGUCUGCGCCGUACGGCUGCUCGGAACAGGGGACGACUGCUUACAGCCGAGGGAGGAUCAUCGUCGCCGGAGAGUUACGUACCGCGACGGUGGAAAGCGACGAACAAGAUCUCGUAG